GGUGCGCGUGCGCCGCGACCCCUCCCGCCACCGGGACUGGGUCUUCCCGGGCUCGGCAGCUGGUGUCGAUUAUCUCUGCGCUUUUCGGCGGCCUGGCACGCCAGCGCCCUUCGGCUCCCGCCCGGCCCUCUCCCGGUCAGCCCGGCGGCGGGGCCAUGGCGUGGCGGCGGCGGCGGCGGCCCGAGGCCCGCAGCGGGGCCCGCGGCGCGCUGGCGCUGCUAGCGCUGGCCCUGUGUGCGCCCGGGGCCCGGGGCCGGGCGCUCGAGUGGUACUCGGCCGUGGUGAGCACCGAGUACGUGGACCCGGAGACCAACCGGAGCGUGCGGAGCGUCUCGGAGAGCGGCCGCUUCGGCGAGAGCUCACCCAAGGAGGGCGCGCGGGGCCUGGUGGGCGUCCCGCGCGCCGAGGACCGCGACCCCGAGGGCUGCGCGCCCCGCACGCGCUUCCUCGUGCCCGGCGGCCGGGGAGCCGCGCCCUGGGUCGCGCUGGUGGCGCGCGGGGGCUGCACCUUCAAGGACAAGGUGUUGGCGGCGGCUCGGCGGAACGCCUCGGCCGUGGUCCUGUACAACGAGGAGCGCCACGGGAACCUCACCGCGCCUAUGUCCCACGCGGGAACAGGAAGUAUAGUAGUCAUUAUGGUUAGCUACCCCAAAGGAAGAGAAAUUGUGGAUCUGGUGCAGAAAGACAUUCCGGUCACAAUGACCAUAGGGCUCGGCACCCGGCACGUACAGGAGUUCAUCAGCGGUCAGUCCGUGGUGUUUGUGGCCAUCGCCUUCAUCACCAUGAUGAUUAUCUCAUUAGCCUGGCUAAUAUUUUACUAUAUACAGCGCUUCCUAUACACUGGCUCACAGUUUGGAAGUCAGAGCCAUAGAAAAGAAACAAAGAAACUUAUUGGGCAGCUUCCUCUUCAUACUGUAAAGCAUGGAGAAAAGGGAAUUGAUGUUGAUGCUGAAAGUUGUCCAGUGUGUAUUGAAAAUUUUAAAGGAAAGGAUGUUAUCAGAAUCCUGCCAUGCAAGCAUAUUUUUCAUAGAAUAUGCAUUGACCCAUGGCUUUUGGAUCACCGCACGUGUCCAAUGUGUAAACUUGAUGUCAUCAAAGCCCUGGGAUAUUGGGGAGAGCUUGAGGACGUGCAGGAGACGCCUGCCCCAGAAUCGCCCCCCGGGGGCGUUUCGACUGCAGAUCUGAGUCUUACUUUACCAGAUGGUGACAGAAGUGACGCGGGCAGCUCAGCACUGCCCACCACCAGCGACUCCGCGCCACCUUGCGAGGCCAGUUUUAAAGAGGAUGCAGGUGAAAACACGGCCUUGCUGGAGACAAGCAGGAGCGACCCUCAGCGUGAAGGACCUGUCUCCUAGCAUAUAACCUGCCGGCGGUGUCACGGACAGAGCUUGGGCUUGAAUUAAAGGACAUUUUAUUUUUUUUACUUUAGCACAUAGUUUGUAUAUGUGAAAAUAAUGUACAUUCUUUUACCUUUCAGGUUCUGAUUUGAUAUACAAAGGGCUAAGAUACUUUAUUCUUAAAGAGAAUUUUUGAUUAGUCUUCAUAUAUUUAUCUACUAAAAUGUACCAUAAGAUUCUUUCUUCUCAAGGAUGGUUCUAGACUAAGCACAUUGAAUUCAGACUAGUUAAAAUGGAGUUGUGUGAUUAUAUUCAGUAGUUGAUCACAUGAGUUUUCCUGGAGGAAAGACUUUUUUUUAGAACAUGAAACUUGUAAAUGUGAUGAGAGAAAUCUAUCGCUUCCUUGCACCUCUGUACUAUAGAGAGAUUUCCAAACCUUAGAGCACUUUCAUUGUUUUUUAUUUGGAGUUAUGGGGAAAGCACUGGUUGACUUUAGGAUUUGCAUUUCUCCCUCUCGUUACCUAAUUUCUUCUAACAACCUUGAUGGGGAGGAAAGUUUUGUCCAUUUUUUUCUAUACAAAUAAAAAAAGCUACGAUUCCGUA
Molecule: messenger RNA, 1940 nt
Organism: Orcinus orca (killer whale)
Lineage: Eukaryota; Metazoa; Chordata; Mammalia; Artiodactyla; Delphinidae
Gene: RNF149
Product: ring finger protein 149
Exons: 7
Coding region: 156-1355 (399 amino acids)
Source: RefSeq, a predicted model, not a curated record